This is a messenger RNA of Wickerhamiella sorbophila, 1704 nucleotides long. RefSeq names its product Phosphatidate phosphatase APP1. The transcript has a single exon. The record is from RefSeq and is a predicted model, not a curated record. Gene Ontology annotation, molecular function: phosphatidate phosphatase activity. Bases 1 to 1704 code for a protein of 567 amino acids. Gene Ontology annotation, cellular component: actin cortical patch. Lineage: Eukaryota; Fungi; Ascomycota; Dipodascomycetes; Dipodascales; Trichomonascaceae.
AUGGCUGACUAUUGGUAUCAACAGAAGACAAUCAGCCAGGUAACCCAAAUGCUGCGGGGCAUUAGAACCAGCCGGUCUCGAAGCCCCGACAACUUCUCUAGCAACGACCGGACGCCGCCCACUGAGAGAAUUGUUAUUUACCCUUCUUACUGCAGCCAGACGCUCAAUUCUAGCGCUCCUUUCAAUUUGCAUGUCCGCGGCUGGCUGUACUCCCCUGGCGCAAUGAGCAGGAAGAACCGGCUAAUGAUUGCCACCGCUGAACGGCUAGUAGGCAACCCAACAGUGGGAUCACCGGGAUUCGAUGAUGAUGGCCUGCUCGAUAAAGGUGCUACUAGCUCUACUGGGGACCUGCUGGUCGACAUUGACUCGGACUACCCUACGAUCGACAAAAAGCUGGCCGGGAGGUCCGCAUCAAACAGCUGGGACAAUUGCCAAGGAGCACCGCGGAGCCCGCUACGGGAGAGAAUGGCCGCGGUACUGCACAAGUCCUUGGGUGAUCGUGAAAUUGCUAUUGAUAUUGAAGGUGGGCUCGAGACGGAGCGCUAUUACCUGGUGACGGACGAAGGCGGACGAUUUAAUACAACCUAUCCGUUAACCUUUCAGCCAACAAGAGUGGUGGUUUCAAGCAGCGAAACCUCGAGCUCCGUGGAUCCCAUUGUCAUUCAACCGCACGGAGUUACUGUGAUUAGCGAUAUUGACGAUACCAUUCGACACACUGGAGUUACUGGGGGGAAGCGAGAGGUGUUGCAGAACGUCCUGGUUAAAUCAUUUGAGGAUGUCAGACUUGACGGAAUCUCUGAAUGGUAUCGUCACAUGGAAGAACGGGGUGCAGUGUUUCAUUACGUUUCGAAUUCUCCCUGGCAACUGUACCAGCCCAUCAUUGAAUUUUUGUCCUAUGAGGACUUUCCGGUUGGAACACUACACCUCAAACAAUACCAAGGUAUCCUAAAUGGACUUAUGGAGCCGGUUGUGACCCGCAAAAAGACCACUUUGGAACGCAUAGUCAAGGAUUUCCCCAGCCGUCAGUUUAUUCUCAUUGGCGACUCGGGCGAAGCCGAUCUCGAAGCAUACGUACGGCUUGCUCUGGAAUUUCCGUCACAAAUUUUGGCUAUUUAUAUACGGGACAUUACCCUUCCUGUUGAUGCUGAUUUGUCCGAAGUGUUUCCCAGUGACAGUACCGAGGAAGAAUCAGACCUUAUAGAUCUUUCCGAGCACAAAAUCCCGCCUCCAAUCCCCCCCAAACCAGCUCAUCUUGUGCGACGAAAACCUGUGGCAUCCUCCAAUGCCCUUUUGGAGGAAGCUAAAUGCUACAGCGAGCAGGAACAUGCAAGAAGUUCAGGUGUGGGAGAAGCAAUUAUGGGUCUUGGUGUGCGCAAUGCGGCCAAGGCUGCUGCUGCAUCUGCCAUUGACUGUGCCUCCAGAAAAAUCUACAACACUGACGGUGAUAAGCCGCCUCCGCUUCCUCCAAGAGUGCGCCAGGCCACCAACCAGACUGCCCCUAUGGUGAUCAGCUCGUCUCAGGACUAUUGCGACUAUGAUCACGAUAAAAUGGAUAGCGCUGAGAAACGUAUAUACAUGUGGAAGCGCAGACUUCAAGCUGCGCGAAAGGCGCUUCCCGCCAAUAUUCAGAUUCGGCUGUUCAGGACCGCCGCCGACGUCGAGGCUGAGAGCCUGAAUCUGAUCAAAAAAGAACGACUAUUAUAA